This is a messenger RNA of Perca fluviatilis (European perch), 18873 nucleotides long. RefSeq names its product ankyrin 2a, neuronal (gene ank2a). The coding region runs from base 450 to 17897 and encodes 5815 amino acids. Gene Ontology annotation, cellular component: T-tubule. The transcript has 52 exons. Gene Ontology annotation, biological process: protein localization to T-tubule; regulation of cardiac muscle contraction; signal transduction. Lineage: Eukaryota; Metazoa; Chordata; Actinopteri; Perciformes; Percidae. Gene Ontology annotation, molecular function: protein binding. The record is from RefSeq and is a predicted model, not a curated record.
CUUUACAAUCAUCAUCUUCCUCUCUCAUGGUUGUGCACAUGACUGUGAAUGGUUGAUUUUCAAUUGGCAUAUAUGGAUGUUUGGACCUCUGAGUAUUUUGUGUGACAUUGUGGAAAUCCAGUAGCUGUUUCCUGGCUUGAUGUGGAGGGACAAAGGCUGAUUCUCCUCCUAAUCUUUCAACUAAGAAGAGAAAGAAGACUGAACAGGAUCAUUUUUUGGAGCCAAUUCACAGAUUUUUCUUUUUCUGCAUUUUCAGUUGAGGAGUUCAGAUUAACACUAAUUUGGAUGUGGAUUUCUUUGGAAUACAGAUAUCAGACAGCAUACACAGCUUAAUGCUUAUUUCUUUUUAUAAAUUCAUACAGUAACUCACUGUUUUUUGGCAUCUGCAAAGGUUAAGAGUAGAUGUGGUACAAUUUUGGUGGGACAUAGAGAGGUAGAAAGGUGAAGUCAUGGCCCAUGCUGCGGCCCACCUGAAGAAAGCACGCGAGUUUGAGGCAAAUCCAGAGUACAGUGCUCUACAGAAAGCCAGGGAGAGGAGGAGACGGCAUCGUGAGAGAGCUGAGCGAAAGCGGCAGUCUGACAGUAACACCAGUUUCCUGCGGGCUGCCAGAGCGGGGAACAUUGACAAAGUCCUUGACUUCCUGAAAAAUGGAGUAGACAUAGGCACCAGUAACCAGAAUGGUCUGAACGCCCUACAUCUGGCAGCGAAGGAGGGACACAAGGAUUUAGUGGAGGAACUGUUGGAGAGAGGAGCACCUGUUGACUCUUCCACCAAGAAAGGAAACACUGCCCUCCAUAUUGCCUCACUGGCUGGACAAAAUGAAGUAGUCAGACUACUGGUGAAGAGAGGAGCAGAUGUCAACUCUCAGUCACAGAAUGGCUUCACUCCACUCUACAUGGCAGCCCAAGAGAAUCAUUUGGAGGUGGUGCGAUACAUGUUGGAAAAUGAAGGGAACCAAAGCAUUGCAACAGAGGAUGGCUUUACGCCACUGGCCAUCGCUCUCCAGCAGGGCCACAACGCAGUGGUCUCCCUGCUAUUGGAACACGACACGAAGGGUAAGGUCCGCCUUCCAGCCCUGCACAUCGCAGCCCGCAAAGACGACACAAAGUCUGCCGCACUGCUGCUCCAGAAUGACCACAACGCUGACGUCCAGUCUAAGAUGAUGGUCAAUAGAACUACGGAGAAUGGGAAGAGUGGGUUUACCCCUCUGCACAUCGCGGCUCACUAUGGUAACGUGAAUGUCUCCACCCUGUUGCUGAACAGAGGAGCCGCUGUGGACUUCACAGCCAGGAAUGGGAUAACGCCUCUCCAUGUGGCCUCCAAGAGAGGCAACACCAACAUGGUGGCCCUGCUGUUGGACCGAGGGGCUCAGAUAGAUGCUAAAACCAGGGAUGGGCUGACCCCCCUGCACUGUGCAGCCAGGAGUGGUCAUGACCCAGCACUUGAAAUCCUGCUGGAGAGAGGAGCUCCCAUCUUAGCCAGAACCAAGAACGGACUGUCCCCACUGCAUAUGUCAGCCCAGGGAGACCACAUAGAGUGUGUUAAACUCCUGCUGCAGUACAAGGCGCCUGUUGAUGAUGUCACACUGGACUACCUCACAGCGCUGCACGUCGCAGCUCACUGCGGCCACUACAGAGUCACCAAGCUUCUGCUGGACAAGAAGGCCAAUCCCAAUGUCAGAGCAUUGAACGGUUUCACUCCUCUCCAUAUCGCUUGUAAGAAGAACAGGGUGAAGGUGAUGGAACUGUUGGUCAAAUAUGGAGCCUCCAUCCAGGCCAUUACUGAGUCUGGUCUGACUCCCAUCCAUGUAGCUGCCUUCAUGGGCCACCUCAACAUCGUUUUACUUCUGCUGCAGAAUGGAGCAUCUCCUGACGUCCGUAACAUUCGUGGUGAGACAGCUCUCCACAUGGCAGCACGAGCAGGUCAGAUGGAAGUGGUUCGCUGUUUGCUGAGGAAUGGAGCAUUGGUUGAUGCUAUAGCCAGGGAGGACCAGACUCCCCUCCACAUUUCGUCCCGUUUGGGGAAAACUGACAUUGUCCAGUUGCUGCUGCAGCACAUGGCUCAUCCAGAUGCUGCCACCACCAACGGCUACACUCCCCUCCAUAUUUCGGCCAGGGAGGGCCAGGUAGAGACUGCUGCCGUGCUGCUGGAGGCCGGAGCCUCACACUCACUGGCCACGAAGAAAGGAUUCACUCCGUUACAUGUAGCAGCUAAGUAUGGAAGCCUCGAUGUAGCAAAACUUCUCCUUCAACGCAAAGCUCUCCCUGAUGAUGCUGGCAAGAAUGGCCUGACUCCGCUGCAUGUGGCUGCUCAUUAUGACAACCAAGAAGUAGCUCUGCUGCUGCUGGAUAAAGGGGCAUCGCCUUAUGCUACUGCAAAGAAUGGCUACACUCCUCUCCACAUUGCAGCCAAAAAGAACCAGACGAACAUCGCAUUAGCACUGCUGCAGUAUGGAGCAGAGACCAACGUUCUGACCAAGCAGGGAGUCAGCCCUCUACACCUGGCAGUCCAGGAAGGGCACGCUGAGAUGGCCAGCCUGCUGCUGGGCAAAGGAGCUCACGUCAACACAGCCACCAAGACCGGACUGACGCCUCUGCAUCUCGCAGCCCAAGAAGACAGAGUCAAUGCAGCAGAAGUAGUGGCCAAGCAUGAUGCCAACUUGGAUCAGCAAACUAAGCUCGGGUACACCCCUCUCAUAGUGGCAUGUCACUAUGGCAAUGCCAAGAUGGUGAACUUCCUGUUACAGCAAGGUGCCAGCGUCAACGCCAAAACCAAGAAUGGAUACACACCCCUUCAUCAGGCAGCACAACAAGGGAAUACACAUAUUAUCAAUAUGUUGCUACAACAUGGUGCCAAUCCCAAUGCUACUACAGUGAAUGGAAACACUGCUCUGUCUAUUGCCAGACGUCUGGGUUACAUCUCUGUAGUGGACACACUGAAAGUCGUCACUGAGGAGGUCAUCACUACCACAACGACGGUCACAGAGAAACACAAGCUCAAUGUUCCUGAGACCAUGACUGAGAUCCUUGAUGUGUCUGAUGAAGAAGGUGAGGACACUAUGACAGGUGAUGGAGGAGAGUAUCUGAGAGCGGAGGAUCUCAGAGAGCUGGGAGAUGACUCUCUGCCAGGACACUACCUGGACGGCUUCAGCUACAUGAGCCACAACCUGGACAGGCCGCAGCACACUCCCAUUCACCAAAGUUUCCAUCAGAAAGAGGGAGUUCUCAUCGAAGACAUGCUUACAAGCCACCAGGUGUCAGCACUGUCUAGAGAGCACGAUAAGGACUCGUUCCGUCUGAGCUGGGGUGCUGAGCACCUUGAUAAUGUGGUGCUAUCCUCCAGUCUGCUACAUUCUGGCCGUUCCUCUCCGUGCCUAGACCAUGACAACAGCAGCUUCCUGGUCAGCUUCAUGGUAGAUGCCAGGGGCGGGGCCAUGCGUGGUUGCCGUCACAAUGGCCUGCGAAUCAUUGUGCCACCAAGAAAGUGUUCUGCACCAACACGGGUGACAUGCAGGCUGGUGAAGAGACACCGUCUGGCCUCUAUGCCCCCUAUGGUGGAGGGUGAGGGGCUGGCUGGUCGCAUCAUUGAAGUGGGACCCACUGGAGCCCAGUUCCUGGGUAAGCUCCACCUUCCCACAGCUCCACCCCCUCUAAAUGAGGGUGAGAGCCUGGUCAGUCGCAUCCUGCAGCUGGGUCCUCCAGGAACCAAGUUCCUCGGGCCUGUAAUUGUGGAGAUCCCCCAUUUUGCAGCCCUACGGGGAACAGAGCGAGAGCUAGUGAUCUUGAGAAGUGAGACAGGAGAGAGCUGGAGGGAACACCACUGUGACUUCACUGAAGAGGAACUAAACCAGAUACUUAACGGCAUGGAUGAAAAACUUGAUUCCCCAGAGGAGCUUGAAAAGAAAAGAAUAUGCCGCAUCAUCACCCGAGACUUCCCACAGUAUUUUGCGGUGGUGUCACGCAUUAAGCAGGACAGUCAUUUGAUUGGACCAGAGGGCGGGGUACUCAGUAGCACUCUUGUGCCCCAGGUCCAGGCUGUCUUCCCUGAAGGAGCCCUCACCAAGAAGAUCAGAGUUGGGCUACAGGCUCAGCCCAUUGAUGUUGAGGUGGUAAGAAAGGUUCUUGGUAACAAAGCCACAUUCAGCUCAAUUGUCACAUUGGAGCCAAGAAGGAGGAAGUUCCACAAACCAAUCACCAUGACAAUCCCUAUUCCCAAGAGCUCUAAUAGUGACGGGUCAAGCGGAGUGUACAGUGGGGAGACCCCCACCUUACGUUUGCUUUGCAGCAUUACAGGUGGAACUACUCCUGCCCAAUGGGAGGACAUUACUGGCUCCACGCCUCUCACCUUUGUUAACCAAUGUGUGUCCUUCACUACAAACGUGUCAGCGAGGUUCUGGCUGAUAGACUGCAGACAGAUCCAGGAGUCUGUUAGUUUUGGCUCUCAGCUGUACAGAGAGAUCAUCUGUGUUCCAUACAUGGCCAAGUUUGUCAUUUUUGCUAAGACACUUGACCCCAUUGAGGCCCGUCUGCGCUGUUUCUGCAUGACGGACGACAAGAUGGACAAGACCCUAGAGCAACAAGAGAACUUCACUGAAGUUGCCCGUAGCCGAGAUGUUGAGGUGCUGGAGGGAAAACCCAUAUUUGCUGACUGCUUUGGAAACCUGGUGCCUCUUACCAAAAGUGGACAGCACCAUGUGUUCAGCUUUUUUGCCUUCAAAGAGAACAGACUGGCCCUCUUCAUCAAAAUCAGAGACACAGCACAAGAGCCAUGUGGUCGCUUGUCCUUCACCAAAGAACCACGCACGUAUCGUGCUCUUAACCACAAUGCUAUCUGCAACCUUAACAUCACUCUACCAACAUACUUAAAGGAGUCUGAUUCAGACCAAGAUGCAGAUGAUGAGAGUGAGAGGAGUGACAAGAAAUAUGAUGAGUCUGAAUCAACUGAGACAUUCUCCCUGAGAACUAACCAACCUCUUGACCCAGCAACACUUGCAAGCCCGGACCUUCUCUCAGACAUGUCGGAUGUCAAAAUGUCUGCUAUUUUGAAUGCAGAGCAAAUGGAGCACUUAAUAUAUGCAGAGAGAGCUGGAGCAAGAGGGUUGGAGGAAAACGAGCCUUUGGCCGUUAUGUUCAAAGACAAGCUGGAAAAGGUUGGAGGGAUUCAAAGAGGUGGCAUAAAUGAUAUUAGACAGGAAGUGCAACAAGAUGAUGCUAAAAAAGAGAUAUGGGGUUCACUCUAUGAGACUAAGACUGCUGAAAUGAAGAAUCCUCCUGUCGAAGAGCCUGUCUUACAGGAGAUUUGCAUUCAGGGGAAGACUUCAAGUAGGUCUGCCAUAGAGUUCCGAGACAUGACAGGCCUGGUCUCACAUCUUAGCAUCGACAUGGACCAAUACCUGGAACAGAGACCCCUAGUGACAAGUGGUUCUCUAGAAGACCUUGUCCAAGAUAGAUUUGAACAGGUUAUUGUAAAGCGUGAUGGCAAACGGCGCCCCCCAGAUAUCAAGAAACCUAUUAGGAAGAAACUUAGAGAUAGAGAACGUUCUGGGUGUAGCAGCUCUGAGGGUGAGCUGGAAAGGAUGAGCUCUGAGGAGUCGUUAGAUGGAAAUGUUGUUCUUAAGGAAAGUGCCCUUGUACCCUCCACAGAUAAGGAUCCUCCAGCUUCUCCAUCAGUGGUUGAGACACCAAUAGGAUCAAUAAAGGACAGAGUUAAAGCUUUACAGAACAAAUUCGAAGAGGAGGAGGUCCAAAAAAAUACCCAGGAACUAAUUCCUCAGUCAAAAUCUUCUAUCGCCACAAGGAAAAAUGAGGCAGACAUGCCAGAACUUCCCAGAGUUCCCAAGUCCCCUAAAUCCCCCAGAUCUCAGACUGAGAGAUUAGAGGAGACUAUGUCUGUUAAGGAACUGAUGAAUGCAUUUCAGACUGGACAGGACCCUUCGAAGAAUAAAGCUGGACUUUUUGAGCACAAAGCAGUGGCUUCUUCUUGUAUCUCAACAUUGAUAUUUGAAUCAGAAGAUUCUAAUCAGAUACACAGGACAGAACAAAGUCCUAUGGAGGAGCCGAAAUCACAAACCAAAACUCAGAGACUCACAACUUUCUAUCAAGAGAGUGGUGUCAAGCAGUGGGACAAAACAGACCCAACUGUAAGCUUUAUUAGAGAUAACUCUGAGGAAUCACAGUUCAUUUCAAAUAGUACUUCUUUUGGAAAGACAGUAAAAUUUGCUGAUACAAUUCGAUGUGACGAUGGAAGUGUUAGCCCACAUCGAGAGGCAUCAGAGUUGUCAGAGAAGGAAACUAUGUCUGUGAAGGAGCUGAUGAAAACAUUCCAGACUGGGCAUGAUCCCUCAAAAACCAAAGCGGGGCCUUUUGAACACAAAGUUGUGACUUCUUGCAUUUCAACAUUGAUAUCUGAAUCAGGAGAUUCUGAAGAGAUACAGAUGACUGAACAAGAUGUUACACAGGAGCCAAAAUCACAAACCCAAACUCAAAAUCUCACAAUUUUCCACCAACAGAGUGAUUUCAAGAAAUGUUACACAACAGACUUAGAGGAUCAACCAGUAAGCUUAAUUAGAGAUAACUCUGAGGAAUCACAGUUUGUUUCAGAUAGUGCUUCUUUUGGAAAGACAGUUAAAUUUGCUGAUGCAGUUCAGUGUGACGAUGGAAGCAUUAGCCCAGAGAGAGAAGCACGAGAGUUGCCCGAGAAGGAGACUAUGUCUGUUAAGGAGCUGAUGAAAGCAUUCCAGAUUGGGCAUGAUCCCUCAAAAACUAAAGCUGGGCUUUAUGAACAUAAAGCUGUGGCUUCUUGCAUUUCAACAUUGACAUCUGAAUCAAGAGAUUCUGAAAUACAAAGGACUGAACAAAGUCCUAUUCAGGAGCCAAAAUCACAAACCCAAACUCAGAGCCUCAAAACUUUCCAUCAACAGAGUGUUGUCAAGAAAUAUGACAAAACAGACUUAGAGAAUCAACCAGUAAGCUCAAACAGAGAUUACUCUGAGGAAUCAAAGUUCAUUUUAGAUGCUUCUUUUGGAAAGACAGUAAAAUUUGCAGAUACAAUUCAAUGUGACGAUGGAAGUGUUAUCCCACAGACAAGAGCAUCAGAGUUGUCAGAGAAAGAGACUAUGUCUGUUAAGGAGCGGAUGAAAGCAUUCCAGACUGGGCAGGACCCUUUGAAAAGUAAAGCUGACCUGGGUGAACACAAAGCCAUUGCUUCAUCUUCUAUUCCAACACGAAUAUCUACAUCGGUAGGUCCUGAAGAGAUUCAGAUGACUGAAGACAGUCCCACACAGGAGCAAAAAUUACAAUCCCAAAUACAGAAUAUCACAAUUUUCCAUCCCCAAAGUGAUGUGGACGAAUGUGGAAAAUUGGAUUUGGAGGCACAAACAGUAUUCUUAAGGAGAGAUAACUCGGUGGAAUUACAGCUAAUUUCAGAUAUUGCUUAUUUUGGAGAGACAGUAGAAAUUGAUGAUCAGUUUGAUGAUGGAAGGGUUAGCCCUGAGAGAGAAGAGCCAGACUUGUCAGGGAGAAGCCAGGGCAGGAUGCAGUUAGGAGAACCAGUCAUAAGCACUGGUAGGAGUUUAUCUGAAGACACACAGAUCAGUCCUGAUCGCAGACAUUCUGAGGACUUCAGUGCUGAUAUAAAGGCUGAGCUGGAAGAAAGUCCAGAGUAUCAGCUUUUCAAGCAGACAUCAACAGCUGAAGAUGUAAGUGAUCAGCUGGAGGCACUUGAGGAGGAAACCUUGGCUGAUUCUGAUACAAAUCCAGCAUCCAUCUCAAGUCCCUGUGUGAAAAGUUAUUUUGGGGAAGGUGUUUCUCCUAUUGAGAAUCAAAUGAAAGAUGAUGAUCUAAGUCCUGAGAGUCCCCAGCAUGAAGGUAUGGCUGAAUCCCCAAACACUAGUGUUGAUAUUAGGACCUCUUGUUCCAGCUCAGGGGAGAGCGGGAAUCAUGAAGGACUUGCAGUGACACAUAAAAUGACCAAUGAAAUGCUUACUUACUCCACUAAGAGUGAAGAAACAUACAUCAUACCUUCACAGGAGAAGAGGCUUCAUGGAGCAAGCAAAGAUAACACAACAAUUGAUUGUGAAAGCAAAAUAUUCUUUACACAAACUGACACUGAAGUCGAAAUCGAUGAGCCACAACUUCAAGAAGUCCAUAUUGAAAGGAACACAUCUAGCCAGGCAUCCACUGCAGUAAAAGAUAUGUCAGGAAUGUUGGCCUUAAUGAACAGUGACUUAGAUCAGUGUCUAAAAGCCAGGCCUGUGGCACAUCAGCCACAAGGAGAUGAUUUUGUUCAGGAAAAAUUUGAACAAACUAUUUUAUCCAUGGACAAAGAUAAAGAAAUUCUUGCAUUUGUCACUGAUGAAAAUAAAGGAGCAACAGUGGAUGGCACAAAACAAGAAAUAUAUCAAGCACCAAUGGGCGAACAUCCAAUUAUAUGGGAAGGUGAAGAAGUAAAGAGAGAAUUUAAAGAAGUAAAAGAUACGUCAGCUAUGUUGUCAGUUAUGAACAGUGACUUGGAUCAGUAUCUAGAGGCGAUGUCUGUGACUAGUCGAUCGAUAGAAGAGGAUGACGUGCAGGAGAAAUUUGAAAUGUUCACAUCUUUCACUUAUGAAAAUAAAGGAGUGACAGUGGAUGGCACAAUACAAGAAACAGAUUGUGAUACAGUGAAACAAAAGGUCACAAGGAGCGGUGAAGAAAUGGCAAGGGAAUUUAAAGAAACCCAAGCAACAUUGACUGAAGAACUCCCAAUGAAGGAAGAGUGGGUAGAGAGAAAGGCUUUAUAUCGGCCGUCUACAAAAGUAAAGGAGAUGUCAGGGAUGCUUUCACUGCUUAACAGUGACUUAGACAAGUACCUUGAGGACAGGCCAGUAAAAUGUAGGCAUCAAGAAGAGGACGUUUUCCAGGAGAAAUUUGAACAAGUUACUCUCACCAAAAUGCAAAAAUCCUGGAGUGAGGAGCAAACAAUUACAAUAUGUGAUGAAAUGCAAAUAACUUGUACUGGUGUGGAGGAUAAUAUAAGUGGAGAGACACAUGAACAGACUGCUGUGGUUGAACUCAAAGAACUUAAACCAAGUACUGUAUUGGAGACAUCAUUCCAAGACGUUUGCAUCGAGAGAAAGACACGCCAAGAACGGUCUACAACUGAGAGGGAUAUGUCAGGCAUGUCGUCACUUCUCAGUAGUGACCAAUAUCUCGAGGAAAAACCAGUGACAAUACACUGCCACCCAGAAGAAGAGGAUCUAGUCCAUGAGAGCUACAAACAAGUUCUUUUGACAAGUAGUAAAUCAGAUGAUAAAAUAGAUGUAGAGGCAAAUGAACACAUGCAGACCAACAUAGUUGGAAUCACAGAAUUGUCACCAAGUUCUGUAUUUGAGACACCAUUAGAAGAAGUUUGCAUCAAAAGAAAGACACAGCAACAACAGUCUGCAACUGAGAGGGACAUGACAGGCAUGUUGUCACUUCUCAGUAGUGAUUUGGAGCAAUAUCUUGAGGAAAAGCCAGUGGCAAUACAAUGCCUCCCAGAAGACGAUCUAGUCCAUGAGAGCUACAAACAAGUUAUUCUGACAAGUAGUAAUUUGGGAGAUAAGAUAGGUGUAGAGGCAAAUGAACACAUGCAGACAGACAUAGUUGGAGUUACAGAAUUGUCACCAAGUUCUGUAUUGGAAACACCAUUCCAAGAGGUUUGCAUUGAGAGAAAGACACAACAACAACAUCAACAGUCUGCAACUGAGAGGGAUAUGUCAGGCAUGUUGUCACUUCUCAGUAGUGAUUUGGACCAAUAUCUUGAGGAAAAGCCAGUGGCAAUACAAUGCCACCCAGAAGAGGAUCUAGUUCAUGAGAGCUACAAACAAGUUAUUUUGACAAGCAGUAAUUUGGAGGAUAAGAUACGUGCAAACGCAAACGACCACAUGCAGACCGACGUAGUUGGAAUCAUAGAAUUGUCACCAAGUUCUGUAUUGGAGACACCAUUCCAAGAAGUGUGCAUUGAGAGAAAGAUGCAGCAGCAACAACAACAGUCUGCAACUGAAAGGGAUUUGUCAGGAAUGUUGACGCUGCUGAGUUCUGACUUAAAUCAAUACUUAAAGGAAAAGCCAUUGGCAAUACAAUGCCAUCCAGAAGAGGAUCUAGUCCAUGAGAGCUACAAACAAGUUAUUCUGACAAGCAGUAAUUUGGAGGAUAAGAUAGGUGUAGAGGCAAAUGAACACAUGCAGACAGACGUAGUUGGAGUUACAGAAUUGUCAUCAAGUUCUGUAUUGGAGACACCAUUCCAAGAAGUUUGCAUUGAGAGAAAGACACAACAACCUCAACAGUCUGCAACUGAGAGGGAUAUGUCAGGCAUGUUGUCACUUCUCAGUAGUGACUUGGACCAAUAUCUUGAGGAAAAGCCAGUGGCAAUACAAUGCCACCCAGAAGAGGAUCUAGUCCAUGAGAGCUACAAACAAGUUAUUCUGACAAGUAGUAAUUUGGAAGAUAAUAUAGGUGUAGAGGCAAAUGAACACAUGCAGACAGACGUAGUUGGAGUUACAGAAUUGUCACCAAGUUCUGUAUUGGAGACACCAUUCCAAGAUGUUUGUAUUGAGAGAAAGACACAACAACAACAUCAACAGUCUGCAACUGAGAGGGAUAUGUCAGGCAUGUUGUCACUUCUCAGUAGUGACUUGGACCAAUAUCUUGAGGAAAAGCCAGUGGCAAUACAAGGUCACACAGAAGAGGAUCUAGUCCAUGAGAGCUACAAACAAGUUAUUUUGACAAGCAGUAAUUUGGAGGAUAAGAUAGGUGUAAACGCAAACGACCACUUGCAGACCGACGUAGUUGGAAUCACAGAAUUGUCACCAAGUUCUGUAUUGGAGACACCAUUCCAAGAAGUUUGCAUUGAGAGAAAGAUGCAGCAGCAACAACAACAGUCUGCAACUGAAAGGGAUUUGUCAGGAAUGUUGAAGCUGCUGAGUUCUGACUUAAAUCAAUACUUAAAGGAAAAGCCAGUGGCAAUACAAUGCCAUCCAGAAGAGGAUCUAGUCCAUGAGAGCUACAAACAAGUUAUUCAGACAAGCAGUAAUUUGGAGGAUAAGAUAGGUGUAGAGGCAAAUGAACACAUGCAGACAGACGUAGUUGGAGUUACAGAAUUGUCAUCAAGUUCUGUAUUGGAGACACCAUUCCAAGAAGUUUGCAUUGAGAGAAAGACACAACAACCUCAACAGUCUGCAACUGAGAGGGAUAUGUCAGGCAUGUUGUCACUUCUCAGUAGUGACUUGGACCAAUAUCUUGAGGAAAAGCCAGUGGCAAUACAAGGUCACCCAGAAGAGGAUCUAGUCCAUGAGAGCUACAAACAAGUUAUUCAGACAAGCAGUAAUUUGGAGGAUAAGAUAGGUGUAGAGGCAAAUGACCACAUACAGAUUGACGUAGUUGGAGUCACAGAAUUGUCACCAAGUUCUGUAUUGGAGAGACCAUUCCAAGAAGUUUGCAUCAAGAGAAAGACACAACAACCUCAACAGUCUGCAACUGAGAGGGAUAUGUCAGGCAUGUUGUCACUUCUCAGUAGUGACUUGGACCAAUAUCUUGAGGAAAAGCCAGUGGCAAUACAAGGUCACCCAGAAGAGGAUCUAGUCCAUGAGAGCUACAAACAAGUUAUUCAGACAAGCAGUAAUUUGGAGGAUAAGAUAGGUGUAGAGGCAAAUGACCACAUACAGAUUGACGUAGUUGGAGUCACAGAAUUGUCACCAAGUUCUGUAUUGGAGAGACCAUUCCAAGAAGUUUGCAUCAAGAGAAAGACACAACAACAGUCUUCAACUGAGAGGGACAUGACAGGCAUGUUGUCACUGCUCAGUACUGACUUAAAUCAAUAUUUAAAGGAAAAGCCAGUAGUGAUAAAAUGCCACCCAAAAGAGGAGGUACUCAAUGACAGCUACAAAGAAGUUAUAUUAACAAAAGACACUAAGAGAGAAACUCUUACAUUCUCCCCUGAACAGAAGAUGAUGUUACUAGAAGAUACACAUUUAGACUUUGUGGACCUCAAUAAAAAGGGAGAUUUGGAGAGUGGAUGGCAGACAUGUUCCCAUGAAGAUGAAGGACCCAAGAGUUGCUCAUCUAACGAGGGUGAGGAUAAAUCCUCACCAUGUGCAGCGUCACAUUUUAAUGACUCUACUGAAGGGGUGGUUUGCAUUACAAAGUCAUAUGUAACAGUGGAUGACUGUUACAAUGAUCAUAAAGAUGUUGAUGUAGUUGCUGCUCAUUCAAUUCUUAAGACACACACAUUUUUGCUACCAAGUAGUUCUGAGACAUCGCAACGACCGACCAAUUUGGAGAACCUAAACACUGUGGUUUUUGACCCAGCUAAAGAGCCAUGUCAUCAAGACUCACUAGAGGCAAGUCCUCUCAUGGAGGAUAUAUCUUCAAACAAAUCCCCUGAUUCAAUUGAGCCAAGCCCUACUGGAGAAUCCCCUAGUCCAGACUCUCUUGAAGGAAGUCCGACCCAAUCAAAGGACACAGAAUUUAACAUGCCAGCCAAGACAGCUGUGUACGAGGAUUAUGCCUCCCAGCUAAAAGCAUGUUAUUCUUAUGACAAACAUAUUUACAGGGAUGAAAGUGAGCAUGAAGAGCAAGAAAACAACUAUGAGUUCAACCAAAUGGGAAGUGAGAUAAAGGAGGACAUACAUUCCUGCUCAGCAAAGACAGUAAUUGAUGGCAAUAUGUAUUCUGACACCAAAAUAUGUGACAAUGACAAUCUUCACAUGCUCAUAAGGCAAGACUCUCUUGAUGCAGAUGAUAGUAAAGAUGAUGCUACCAAUAAACAAUUAACUCCAGAAGAGGAGAUGUUUAAAAUGGCUGCAAAGAUCAAAACAUUUGAGGAGAUGGAACAGGAGGCUAAAAUGAAGAGAGACAAAUCAGAGACAGGCGAUCUCAGAGAGGAUGAACUAGAUCUAAAAUUUGGCCCAGUUAUACAGACUUCCUCACUUGAUACACUAGAGAAGACAUCUGAAAAAUGUGUGAUAGAAAGCACUCACACACUUAGUGAGGCAACAGACAUUAGUGUGAGCAUUAAGGAGGUGGAAAUCAAGUCACAACACAAAACUACUCAAUCAGUUGAUGGCUCAUUGUGUUCAGAAAGUAAGGAGUCUGUGGCACUGUUGGCAGAAAGAGAAGUUGAAAUACACAAAGAUAAAGAAGCUGUAGAAGGUGAACGGUCCUCAGUCACUGACACACAUUUUUCCAGCUGUGUGAGAGAUGAGCACCAUUCAGAUGAUGACAAAGAAGUUGAGUCAUCACUGAUAGAUGGUUCAGGUUCUGUUAGCAAACCUCAGGCUAUAGUGUGCACUAAAGAACUAGAAUAUGUUAUUCCAGGGUUUGAAGGUAAAAAUGAUAUAGUCCUCAGUGCACAGUUUGAGGCUGAAGAACAGAUAAAUCUUUGUCCUGCAGAGGACAGAAAAACACCUGAUAAAUCACCUAUUCAAACACCAGGUGAUGAAAGAACCCCUGAUCCAUUUCAGUUUCAAGAGGGGAAGCUUUUUGAAAUGACCAGAGGGGGAGCUAUUGAUAUGACAAGAAGAAGUUUUGAUGAAGGGGAAGGAUAUGCAUUUUUUCAUAUAGGGGAACAUCCAGUUGAUGAAGUUGUACCAGAGGGGACUGGGGAAGGUCAAACAAAGUCUUUACAUUUAGAGAAAAAUGAUUAUAUUACAGAUACAACCCUUCAAGAGAUCCCCAAAUCAUAUCUGACUCAGGGUGCAAAUGACACAAUUCCUACUCCCAAACCCAGAACAAUCACCAAACCUUUAAGUGACAUAUCAGAGAGUGAAAAGACACUUUCUGAAGCUGAUCUUGGCAGCUCCGUAGAGGUACAGCUUGGUUCCCCCAGUGUUUUGGAGAGACUAACCAACACUCAAAGUGAGGUUGGAAACCUUGAAAGCCUUGGUCUAGGCUAUCUAGAUUCUACUAUAGCUGACCUUCAAUCAGACACAUCCACAGUUGCCCAUUCAGCAUACUCAGAGCAGAGCCAUGAUUCCUCAGACUCCUCUCCUGAUGAUGAUGAUGAUGAGGAUGAAGAUGAAGAAGACCAGUGCUCAGUUAUAGAGAUGUCCAUUUCGGCUGCAGAUGCUGGCAUCCCAGCAUAUCAUCAGGAUUCACCCCCACCUUUGGAUAUAACCAUGAAAGACUCACAGAAAUCUGAGCUUGAUCGGGUUCAAAGAAAAGCAGAAAAAAGCUCAAAUGUGGAUCGUAGGACUAGAUCUGAGGCCAAUAGUGAUAGAAGUAAAGCCUCUAAUAAAGCCAGCAGGAGUUAUUCUGACAGUAGUCAACCCACUGAUGAAUCCAAACUUUCCCUCUCCAAACUUCCUGUCAUGGCGCAACAGAAACCUCCAACUCAAUCAAUCUCCUUCUCCUCUCCCCAAAGGAAUGACAUCCAACUCUCUAAGACAACUAAAACAUCUGUUAGGUCUUCUUUGGAUGCUGAUGAUAUAAGCAGCGCUAGUCACAGAAGUCCAGACUCUGUUAUCUUCACAUAUGACAUCCCAGCCUCACACAGUUCUGAUUCUGAAGGCAACCCGUUGCCAGCUGUGCAACCAUCUUCUGGGAUAGAGCAUGUAUUUGAAUCCAGGCCUGCCUGGGAUGACACGGUGGAAACUCAGAUGCAGAGAAUCGUCGAUGAGCCAACUCCAGAAUGUACGCCAGUGGAUUGGCAGGACGAUGCUGACAGGAAAGAGGAGACAUUAGCUAUCGUUGCAGAUCUUCUUGGCUUCAGCUGGACUGAACUGGCAAGAGAACUGGAGUUCAGUGAGAAUGAUAUCCAAUUAGUAAGAACAGAGAAUCCCAAUUCCCUCCAAGAGCAGAGCCAUGCCUUGCUGCAGCGCUGGGUUGAGCGUGAAGGCAAACAUGCCACAGAGGACUGUAUGAUUAAGAGACUAACCAAGAUCAACCGCAUGGACAUUGUCCAUCUUAUUGAAACCCAGAUGAACAAGUCAGUUCAAGAGCAAACAUCUAGAACUUAUGCAGAGAUAGAGAAGACUCUGGAUCACAGUGAAGUAUCUGUAGCCCUAUCUUCGGUGCAAGAGGAUGCAGACAGCCCCAGAGUUGUGAGAAGGGUGGAGUCAGACCGCAGACCACCCCCAGCUGUUUCUGAAGAGGACCUCUCAGUUGCUUCCCUACUGGAUAUUCCUUCCUGGGCAGAGCCUGUUGGACACACCCACUCAGAGAGCAUGCAUGGUGACCUGUUGGAGGAGCUCGAGAUCCCACAUGAAUUGAACCCUAACUUGUGGAUCUCUGAAGAUGUAAUUACACAAGAACCUACAAGUUACGACAACUCAGAUGAGCAAGUAUCAACAGCAUCUUCCAGGACAAAUCUUUCAGAAUCUUCAAAACAAAUAAGUGGUCAUUUAGGACAGGGCCAGGUCUUUCCAAAUGAGACACACUCCUUGGCACAUGAUUCAAUCACACUUUCCACUGAAAAACUAGAAUUACCACUUCCAGGUACCUUUGACCUAAGUAAAACACAAUCUAAAAUCAGACUGACCAAUCAAAGUAGCUCACCACAGGAAAAGGAUGAAAAGCUGUCAUUCCCCAAGCAAAGUGAAAAUUCUGGCUUAGCUAAACCAAGCUCAGCGACCCCAGACUCACUCUGUCAAAUAGCUCAAGAAAGUCCGGAUGACCAAAUGUUCAUGUCCUUAGAUUCCAUUCCAACACAACCAGAGUCUGGGUCCCCUCAGCUUGAACAGCUGCUGUCAGAUCUGGAGGAGAUGAAACUUGCAUUUAGCCCAGAGACACUUGACCCUAUUUUGUCAGAAUUCAGUGAUGAAAGCCCUGAAGUUGAACAAAUUAAGUUUGAAGACCUUUCACCUGAAGACCAAUGCCAUACAGAAGAUAUUGAUACCCUGAGAGUCGGUGUGUUAUCUAUUGUACAGCUUGCAGAAGAUACUAACCACACUGAUGUAGCAGUCACAGAGCAUACACAUUUCCAGACAUCCAUUCAAGAUGAACCUGAACUAAUCUCAGACACUCCUGAUUUAACAAAAACCUCUGAGACAAGUGUACCAUCAAGCCUUGGUUGUCAUAAAGAUAGUCCUGUAUCCCCUACUGAGUCCCUUCCAACUCCAGAAUCUUCCCAGGGAUUUGGGGAAGUGAUGGAACCACUGAACUCAGGUCUUCCUAUCGAUAUAUUUCAGUUCAGCUCAUUUUCUUUAGUGUCUUCCCCCAAAGUAGCUGCAAAGAGUCCGUCUAAGAUACCUGAGGAACAUGUGGCUAAUCUUCGUGGGCAAGAUUAUACAACUAACUUUCUUAAAAGUCAAGAAGAACUUGAAUCAGCUACACAAGAAAUAUCAACACAAAGUAUCCAAGAUCAACCUCUCCAUUUAUGGGAGGCAACUUUUGUUGAAGCCAUUCAGAGUGAAGAUGUCUCUUCUCUUUCUGAUUUGACUCCGGAGACAGUUACAUCUGCAAGACAUUUUAGCUUUGAUGAACUGAUGCCAUACCCCUCCCCAGGAAACUUUGAGACAUCCUCAGAUGAGGAUAGGCCAAGGACCAGUGGACGGAAUUCAGAAGAAUCUCUUACUUCAGUAGACUCUGAGGGUUUUGCCUCUCAGCCCACUCCAGUCAAACCCAAAGCAGAGGUGACUUCAUCAACCUCUGAUGAGGAGUACACCAUCCCACCUGGGUAUUCAGAGAUCUCUUCUACCACAACCAUCUAUACCCGCAUGCCUCCAGAAUACAAAGAAGUUGUGCAUAGUGGUGUAGACAGCCCAACGUUUGAAUACUCUGACCCAGAGCCUUACUUUGACUCCAUACAGGCUGCAUCAGAUUUCUCAGAGACUGAGCCUGAUGAACCUGAGACAAGUACCAGGUCAAAUGGAGAUCAGCCCCAGGAUCAUCUUAGCCAUCCUAGAGUGCUAGAAAGGGGGAAUCGAAGAGUCCUGUUGUCCUCUGGAAGUGAAGAUUAUGAGGAUGCUCCGUUUGUCCAUGAGCCUCUUUAUAAUGUACAAGAAGAAAAUGAAGAAUUAUUACACUAUUCAGAAGCAUCGGAUGAAGAAUUCACCAUGUGUGAGACUUCACAACCGCCUCCUCCCUGUGACAUUGGGGCAUUUGAUGAUACUGACAAAUCUCUGACAAGGGAGAUCACCGCAGAGCUCGGAUCAAUGUCAGAAAGUUCAGAUGAUGAAUUUUUGACCACCAGAAUAGUGCGAAGGAGAGUUUUCAUUCAGGCUGAUGAAAUGCCUGACCUCCCCACUCAGUCAGUGACGGAAGAAAAGUACAAGGAUGAAAAUGGACACAUUGUUGUCAAAAAGGUUACGCGUAAAAUUAUUCGCAAGUGCGUUUCGGCGGAUGGUGUGGAGCGUGAAGAGGUGUCAUUAGAAGGAGCUCCCCAGGGGUCCAUCAGUAUGGCAGAGGGAGAUGGAUACUCUAAGGUGGUGAAGCGGACUGUACUGAAGAGUGAGGGAGACCACACAGAGGUAACAUUUGCUGAAUGUGAGGGUUUUUCAGCAUCAAGUCAGGAGACAGCUGAAGGUUGUAAGGUCAGUCGUGUAGAACGGACGGCAGUGGUGGAGGGUGAAAGGACAAUGACUCACUGGGGUGAUCCGUCUUUGGCUUCUGACCUCCCUUCAGCCCAAGACGACUUCAAACAGGCACUAGGUUAUAUAAGUGGUUCUAGCAGAACAGAGCUCCCUCAUGUGGUAGAGAGAGAGACUGUCAGAGAAGAUGGAACUGUGGUCAGGAGGGCCCACAUGCGUAAAGGUUGCACACACAGACGAACAGUGGUGAAGGAGGCUGGGCAGCGCAAACAGGUCCUUCUACAACAAGUGGAGAACCCCAGAAAAGGGUCAAAACCACGUGACCUCCAGCAGCAUCUCCAGCAACUCUUUCAUCGCUACUACAAAGAAGAAAAGGAGGACGAUGAGGACGAAGAAGAGGAGGAGGAAGAGUAGAAGAAUGUGUAACACUCUCCCCCACUCCCUGGCUCUGCCACUGCUAAAGCCCCCCCUAAUCCUAUGCAUUAGCCACAUGCAAUCCCAUUGUGCACCACAGCACCUCAAAGCUACCACCGUCUUCCUGUUUAAGUCCUGGAAGAUGACCUUUCGUUCAUUCUUUUGUUUUCUUUCCUGGCUGGUAUAAUGUAUUCAUGAUUUUCUUUUCAUGUUCUGAUGUUGUUUUGCCUUUUUGUGACCAAAGAAAGCCUUCUGUUGUUUUCCUGAUUCAUUUUUAUUUCCCAUGUCCGAAUUGAUGUUUUUGUCUUGAUGCUGUGGUAGAGCAACAAAUAAAACAGGUAAAUACUAUUCACAUUAACUAACUCACAAACCUCCUGAUGGUAAAGAACACUUUACCUGCAAAAUACUGGUACUACUCUCUUAGUAGGCACUUGGACUGAAAGACAGUAUCUCUCACACUGCACUGCCUCUCACAACCAGAGUUUCUCAGAUAUUCCUUACUUAAAAACUGUCUCACUCACUGUACUAGCCUCUCUGCUCUUUUGAUUCAUGUGGUCAAGAUGUCACACAGAGAAAACCAGACUGUAUCGACACUAAAUCGAACUGCUGCUGCUGUGUUUUGUGUAGGCUAUGUGUAAUCUGUUUUUGGAAAUUAUAUAUUAUCUAUAAUCUAGACAUUUCUGACAUCAGUAACCUAGGAAUGAAUAAUCACUCAUGUGACGUAGAGCAGGCAUGACUAAUCAACAUUUGUCAUCAUGAUCCCAGCUUUGUCCUCUUUGUAGUUCUAUGGAUUGCCCUUCUGCCUCUAUUUCCCUUCUGUAUGUGUCUUUCUUUCCUUGUUGUUAUGUUUAAUUUAGUUCAGUUUUAGGGGCUUUUCUCUUACAUUGUUGCUGUUGACUCAUACUGUAAGAAUGGUGAAUGUGUGAGUGAGAUGGUAUAGAACUAUUACAAGCUGAUUUUAAACUUUUUCUGAAGA